AUGCCACGAGUGCUAAUCUUUUCAUUAGCAGAUCUCGGCACUGAUUUCAGACUUCUUAGACAUGUAAAAUCGUUUGCUAGUCAGCCAGAUUCUUACGUUUAUUUAGUUGGAAAAUGCAAAACUGUUCUUCCUUCAGAUAUUGAGCAAUUAGAUAAUGUUGAAAUCCGGCAAUAUCACUCAAAAUUGAAUGGCAUAUUCAACACAAGCAUAUUCUUCAUUCCAUUUUUACUAAUUUUCUCGUUCUUUCAAAUAAUCUUUUUAUUUUCAAACUUAGGCAAAAUAGAUUUUGUUUUAACAUCGACUACAAGAUUAUAUGUUAACAUUAUUAUUGCACGACUGAUACGAUUCUUUAAAAAAGCCAAAUUUAUUCUAGAAAUUCGUCCAUUUCAAUCAAUACCUAAUAAAUCUGGUCAAUUUCAAACAAGAUUAGAAACAUCUUUACCAGCAUUAGCAGAUAUUAGAAUUGUUCCUUCCAGAUCCAUGCAAGGAUAUUUACAAAUAAAAAAAAUAAAUAGUUCUAUAAUAAGAGAUAAUCCAGGAACAUUAUUUCAUCCUACAACGCAUCUUCGUAAAGAAAUCUCGCAAUUACUAGGAAUCACUCCAGAACAUGGUUUAAUUGGGAUUCCAAUUCUAUUUCAAGAAGAAAGCUAUAUUGAUUUUCUUAUAGAACUUAUUUCUAAAUCAGAAAACUUCAAUGUGCCACUUUGUUUUGCCGUUUUUGGCGGUGGAAAAAGUCAAAAAUCACUUGAACACAAAUUCCGACAAAUUCAUCCUAAAAACGUGAAAUUAUCUGUGCUCCCGAUGCUCGCAGAUGUUUAUCCGCAAGUCAUGGGUGCUUGCGACUUAGGUAUCUCUGUUUCUGGUGCAAGAUUGAUCCUCGAUGUCUCUCCAGAACUCAUAGAAAUGGAAUGGAGUUGUGUUCCAAUUGCUGUUUAUUUGAAAGGCUGUGUAAGAGAAGUUGUAUCUGAAUCUAAUGGUUUCUUCUUUACAAAUGUUGAUGAGCUUGUCGAAGUGAUCAGGAAAGUCUUUGUAAGUAAGGAAGUUGAUAUCAAUUCUAUGAAAGAAGACUGUAAAUCUAAACUCGUUCCUUGGGAUGAUGCUUGGAAAUCAGUAAUGUUUCCUUAUUUAGAUCAUAUCAAAAAGGAUUGA
This is a messenger RNA of Trichomonas vaginalis G3, 1149 nucleotides long. RefSeq names its product chitobiosyldiphosphodolichol beta-mannosyltransferase protein. Bases 1 to 1149 code for a protein of 382 amino acids. Gene Ontology annotation, molecular function: mannosyltransferase activity. Gene Ontology annotation, cellular component: endoplasmic reticulum. The record is from RefSeq and is a predicted model, not a curated record. Lineage: Eukaryota; Parabasalia; Trichomonadida; Trichomonadidae. The transcript has a single exon.